AUGCCUCCUCAAUCCGCUCUCAUCGUCGGCGCUUCCAGGGGCCUCGGGCUCGCCCUAGUCAAGCACUACGCAUCCACCAUCCCUCCCUCCAACGUCUAUGCCACUGUCAGAGGACAUGUCUCUUCUGAUACGUUCCCCAAAGGCGUCAAUGUCAUACAAGACGUCGACCUCUCAAAGGAGGAUUGCGGUAGGAAGAUUGUGAAUGGGCUGCAGGGAGCGGCUGUACAGAUCGUCGUAUAUGUGGCGGGUGUUUUGAAGCCAGAGUCUCUCGAAAAACUUGACUGGGAGGGACAAGUUCUCAUGUACAAGGUCUGCUCCAUCGCACCCGUAUUCGUCAUCAAAGAGCUUCUAUUCGCCUCCUCACUCUCUCCCGACGCCAAGGUUGCCCUCUUAACCUCCGAGGGCGGCUCCAUCGCCUUGCGCACCGAGGCCGAAGGCGGAGGCAUGUUUGGUCACCACGGUUCCAAAGCUGCCGGGAAUAUGGUGGGCCAUUUGCUUAGUUACGACUUGAAGCAGAGAGGGAUCCCCAUCGUUAUGAUUCACCCUGGGUUCUUGAAGACUGAGAUGACCAAGAACGCUGGCUUUGAGCAGUUUUACGACCAAUUCGGCGCCAUCACCCCAGACGAAGCUGCCAAACCUUUUGCCGAUUUUGUCAAUCAACUCGAGCCAAGUCAGAGUGGAAAGCACUGGGCGCCUUUGGGUGGGAAAGGUAUCGGUAAUGCGGAAGAAGUUCUUGGGAAAGAAGCCGCAGACAAGUCGGGUCCACUCGAGAUUCCGUGGUAA
Messenger RNA from Cryptococcus wingfieldii CBS 7118, 783 nucleotides. Its product is annotated as cytoplasmic protein. Gene Ontology annotation, molecular function: oxidoreductase activity, acting on the CH-OH group of donors, NAD or NADP as acceptor. Lineage: Eukaryota; Fungi; Basidiomycota; Tremellomycetes; Tremellales; Cryptococcaceae. The transcript is spliced from 7 exons. Bases 1 to 783 code for a protein of 260 amino acids. The record is from RefSeq and is a predicted model, not a curated record.